Messenger RNA from Lathyrus oleraceus (garden pea), 1597 nucleotides. RefSeq lists its product as uncharacterized. The record is from RefSeq and is a predicted model, not a curated record. NCBI's taxonomy places the organism in Eukaryota, Viridiplantae, Streptophyta, Magnoliopsida, Fabales, Fabaceae. The coding region runs from base 443 to 1072 and encodes 209 amino acids. The transcript has a single exon.
UAGAACCGCCAUCUCACUUUGUUAACUCAAAAACAUUUCUUUCUCUCUCUUCUUUUUCUCUCUCCUCACGAAAGUCGGUAGGAAAAAAACUCAUAUCCAUACCAACCCCCCUUUGUCUCCUUCCUCUUUUACUAUAUAUCUCCCUUCCAUAACCAAAUCAUUUUCCCAAAUUCAUAUUUUCUUCAUUUCUUUUCUUCUUGUUUCUUCCUAAUUUUUUUUUAUCAACACCCCCUUCUUCUCUUCCUUGUCUUCUCAGAGGAAGAAGAAGAAACAAAACAGAGAAGAAUAUAAUAUUAUUACAAUAGAAUAGAAAUUCUAAACAUAAAAUUAACAAAACGACAAUAGUUUUGUCGUUUUGAUUAAUUAUUCAGAUCUAAACGCUCAUAUACUUUUUUUCUUCUUCAUUUCCUCUCUCAGUUUUUGAAUUUUUUUACCAUUCACCAUGGGAACAGAAAUUUUGCUACCACAUGAUUGUUUGCAUGAACGAAUCAGAGUUCCUCCGACAAGUUUUUCCCGACGAAGAACUUAUACAAAUUGCCAUAAUAAUUAUAACAAUUAUGGUAAUGGGAAUAGUAAUACUUUUUAUGGGGCAACAAACUCCGGGAGGGUUAACACUAACCGGAGACCGGUUAUUCGACCGGAACAGAGAAAACGUGUUGCGGUGGCGGAGAAAAGACCUAGUUAUGAUGAUUUGAAAAUGACAACGGAGAGAAGACCUAGCUACGAUGAUUUGAAGAUGGCAAAAGGUAGUGAGAUGAUGAUGGAGAAGGUGAUGAUUCUCAGGAGAGGCGAAUCUCUUGAUUCGAAGAUGAACAACGAGGGUUUGAAGAAGGAAGGUGACGAUUUGGUUGUCAUUGGAACACAGAGACUCGUACCCGACCCGAAUAUGGUUCCUAAACAGAUCCGGAUCGUUGAUUUCAAGACUGGUUGCGAAGUUUACGCCGGAUCCGCGUUCGCGAUGUCUCCGUCGCCGAACGCACUUCCGAUUCCGUCUUUUCAGAGGAAGUUUGCGCCGGUGGCCUUCGACGACUCCGCAACACGGGAUCUGAGACGUCUUCUUCGUAUUGCAUGAGUCUGAAACGAGUCAUUUCCGGGUUACAGGUCAUAUCCAUAUCCACGUCAACUUUUCAUCUUCUCUUCCUUUUUGUCUCUCUCUCUCUCUCCCUCUCUCUCUCUUUCUCUCCUUAAUCUAGAAUCUUCUUAUUACCCGUUACGUCCCUAUCCCAUUUUUUCAAAUUCUAACUCAACCGUGAUUUUUUUAAACGGAAGGGUUGAAUUAAAAAAUGGGGUAAAACUCGGGGCGGAAAUGUUAAUUAAAAAAGUCUGGAGUAGUGUGGUUGAGAGGUUUUUAUGUAAGAUCUUGUUAAUUAAUGGGUUGUUAAGGGUAAAAUUUAGGUUGUAAUAUGAAAUUAGAAUUGGGAAAAAAAUGAAAAAAAAAAUAAAAAAGAAGAAAGGAUGGGAGGAAGACGGGGGUUGAUUUGUAAAUUCCGGAAGUGUAUGUGCGUUUUGAAGUGAAAAAUGGUUUCUACGAGAAUCUUGUAGGUUUGUACCCUUUUGUAUUGUAAAGUUAUAAAAAUUAAAUAGGGAGAUUUGGGCA